Messenger RNA from Myxocyprinus asiaticus (Chinese sucker), 2969 nucleotides. RefSeq names its product DEAD (Asp-Glu-Ala-Asp) box helicase 24 (gene ddx24). The transcript has 9 exons. Lineage: Eukaryota; Metazoa; Chordata; Actinopteri; Cypriniformes; Catostomidae. Gene Ontology annotation, molecular function: ATP binding; nucleic acid binding; RNA helicase activity. The record is from RefSeq and is a predicted model, not a curated record. Gene Ontology annotation, cellular component: nucleolus. Bases 73 to 2436 code for a protein of 787 amino acids.
AGUUCCUCUCUGACGUCAUCGUCAUCAUCAUCAUCAUGGCUGCGUCCUCGUGCUGUGCAUGUGCGUGAACAGAUGAAACACGGAAGAGCUCACGAGAAGAUGAAGAUUAAAAAGUCACGUGGAAAGAAGCUGUUUGUUUCUUCUAAAAGAGGCAUUGUGGUGAAGGGCAAAUGGAAGGCGGUGAAUGUGGAUCCCAGUCUGUUCUCUGAUGAUGGUGGUCUUGAGGGUCUCGUGUGUUUUGAAGAACUCACUGAUUAUUCCCUCGUGGAGCCUGAGAAUACCAUCACUGCAGACGAGAGUGUGAAAGACAGAAAGAAGAGGAAAGCCACAGAACAUCAUGAGAGAAAGAAGAAACUCAAGAAAGAUGAAACAUCUUCUGAUGUGUCCACUGCUGAUCAGACCGUAGCAGUAGAUAUGUUACAGGAGGAUCCUGCUGAUCAGACACUUAAAACACCACCACAAACAUCACAGAAGGAAGACAAGAAGAAGCGCAGGAAGAAGAAAAAGACCUCUACAGAAGCUGCUGAAGUGAUCGCUCCGUCCAGGAAGAAGAUGAAUAACUGGACGACUGCAGCUGUUGCAGACGCAGGGCAUCAGAGCGCAGAUGUGUCUGCAUGGAAAGAUCUGUUUGUUCCUGCAGAUGUUUUAAAAGCUCUCAGUAAACUCGGCUUUUCUGCACCGACUCCGAUUCAAGCGCUCGCGCUACCGCCGGCCAUCAGAGAUCAUCUGGAUGUUCUGGGAGCGGCAGAGACCGGAAGUGGAAAGACUUUGUGUUUUGGGAUUCCGAUGAUCCACAUGAUUCUGGAAUGGAGGGAAAAGUGCGAGAGGAAGGAUGAAUGCGGUAAAUCUGAUAGAGGAGCACAUGUGCAGAGCGAUUACCUGCCUGCAGUCAUCGAGCAAACAGACACCUGCGAUCAGACGAGUCAUGUGACACACACUAACAGUGAGGUCGUGCAGGAGGAGAGCGGCGAGACUGAGCAAUCACAUGAUCCAGAUGAAGAUGUGUGUGAUGAUGAUGAUGAUGAUGAUGAUGGAGUGAAUGACGUUAAAUGUAAGGAAACACCGUUGCUCGGCCUUGUGCUCACCCCGACCAGAGAACUCGCCGUUCAGGUCAAACAUCACAUUGAUGCUGCCGCUCAGUUCACAGGUAUUAAAACGGCGAUUGUUGUUGGUGGGAUGGCGCCUCAGAAACAGAAGAGGAUGUUGAUGCGGAGACCAGAGAUCGUCAUAGCAACACCAGGACGCUUGUGGGAGAUGAUAAAAGAUGAACACCCACAUCUGCAGAACCUGCGACAGCUUCGGUGUCUGGUCAUCGAUGAAGCGGACCGUAUGGUGGAGAGAGGUCACUUCGCUGAGCUUGAGAAUCUUCUGGAGAUGUUGAACACAUCUCAGUUCAACCCGAAGAGACAGACAUUUGUGUUUUCUGCCACGCUGACGAUGGUUCACAGUCUGCCGUUGCGUGUGCAGCAGAAGAAGAGCAAGAGGAAAGAGCAGCGCAGCAAACUGCAGCUCCUCAUGGAGAAAGUGGGAAUCAAAGACAAACCGAAGAUCAUCGACCUGACGCGCAGAGAAGCCACCGUAGAAACGCUGACAGAAACGAGGAUCAACUGCACGAAGGAAGAGAAGGAUCUGUAUCUGUAUUACUUCCUGCUGCAGUAUCCCGGCCGCACGAUGGUGUUCGCUAACAGCAUCGACUGCAUCAAGAGACUCAGCGCGCUGCUGCUGAUCCUCGACUGCGACCCGCUGCCGCUGCACGCUAACAUGCACCAGAAACAACGGCUGAAGAACCUCGAACGCUUCGCUGAGAAAGACAGUUGUAUUCUGCUCACUACAGAUGUCGCCGCUCGAGGGCUCGAUAUUCCCAACGUUCAGCACGUCAUUCACUAUCAGGUUCCUCGCACGUCUGAGAUAUACGUGCACCGCAGCGGACGAACGGCUCGAGCCACUAAAGAGGGACUCAGUCUGCUGCUGAUCGGACCUGAUGACCUCAUGAACUUCAAGAAGAUCUGCAGAACUCUGGAGAAAGAUGAAGAUCUGCCUGUGUUUCCUGUUCAGACCAAAUGCAUGAUGGCCAUUAAAGAGCGAGUGAAUUUGGCCCGCAAGAUUGAGAAAAUUGAAUAUUUCAACAGUCGAGAGAAGCAGCACAAUUCGUGGGUUCGACAAGCAGCUGAAGCGAUGGACAUUGACGUGGACGAUGAUUUGCUGUUGGGAGGUAGAAAAGACGAGAAUGAUGAGAGAGAGCAGCAGAAAUUAAUGAAAGUCCUGAAGAAACAACUCAAACAUCUGAUCUCACAGCCUGUGUUUAGAAACGAGAUGAAGACCAAAUACCCCACUCAGAUGGGUAAACUACAGCUGCCUCAGCUACCCAUCAGCACAGCGGACACGGCAUUAACUAGUGUGACUAAUCACAGACAAACACUCAAACACAAGCGGUAACGGGCUGUCUAAUAGAAACGAGAAUGUGUCGGUGUAAAAGUACCUUUCUUUGAGCUGGACAGUAAAAAUAGGUUUUCUCAGAGUUGAAACAGAUGUGUUUGCAUUAGAUAUGAUUUGAGUUCUUCCUGCAUGUUUCCUCUGAAAUACGAGCAGACCGCUGAGGCCUGACAUCUCUGCAGACGUGUCAUCAUGUAACUCGGUGUUUACAACCCUGUUCCUGGAGGCACAUCAGCAGUACACAUUCUUCAUCAGCUCGUUGUGGAGACUUCAACACCUGAAAUAAAGGGAUGUGUAGUGUUGGUGUGCAGGAACAGGGUUGUGAAGCACUGGUGUUACGGUUUAUUUCUACACAUGUUUGUAAUUGAUUAGUUCAUGUAGACUGAUGAUAAAAGCCCUGCAGGAAAACUUGCACUGACUGUUGAUGGUCAUCUGUGAAAACUCUUACUGUUCCUGUUAAACGUUUAUAAUGAACCCUGACUUACUUUACAAUGUGUAAUGAACUAGAGAACUUAAUUAAACACUCUCUUUGUAAA